AUGGCUAGUGACACUUUCAUGGACAAAGUACGUUCAUUUUUCGGUUUACGAGCGGAACCGCCUCGAAAUGAUUUUCGUAACCCCAUUUGGAACACAGAUGAUGAUGACGACGACGAAUUAUACACUAAACAGCAAAUCGAUGUCUUUGAAGAUCCAUUGGAAUUUCACAGAGAAUUCACCAAACAGAUGCAGGAAAUGCUUAAUUCUUUCGGUAGUAUGUUUGGUGAUGUAAAAACAUUCUUUAAUGAUGGAACCAUGGACUCUUUUAUAACAGACAUUCCACAUGAUCAUGAAGAUUUUAAUAACACUAACAAUAUAAGAGACUAUUACUUAAAGCCGGGAUAUCACAAUAAAAUACAUGAAAAUCAAGGGGAUGAAGAUUUGGACGGAAAGAUCUCUUCUAAUGAUAUAUCAAGCUUAUUAAAACAGAAAGAUGAUCAAAUUGUGUCCAUGACCCCUUUCAACGAUAUAUCGCCAGUUCGAUCUUUUUGCCAGACUAUUAUCACCACCACUGUCACUAAACCAGAUGGAUCUAUUGAAUCUAGAAAAAUUAUUAAGAAAGGCAAUGAGGUAGUUGAAGAGACAAUAACCACAACUGAACCUAAUUCACGAGAUCCGGUUAAUACUAACAUUAAUGCUGUUCCAGCAACUGCUGUCAUUUUAUCUGAAUUAGCAUCCUUAUUCAGAAACUUUUAUUAA
Messenger RNA from Parnassius mnemosyne (clouded apollo), 699 nucleotides. The record is from the annotation of a GenBank genome assembly. Lineage: Eukaryota; Metazoa; Arthropoda; Insecta; Lepidoptera; Papilionidae.